This is a messenger RNA of Rhipicephalus microplus (southern cattle tick), 929 nucleotides long. Its product is annotated as fatty acid hydroxylase domain-containing protein 2. The record is from RefSeq and is a predicted model, not a curated record. Gene Ontology annotation, biological process: lipid biosynthetic process. Gene Ontology annotation, molecular function: iron ion binding; oxidoreductase activity. NCBI's taxonomy places the organism in Eukaryota, Metazoa, Arthropoda, Arachnida, Ixodida, Ixodidae.
UGGGUGCUAACAGUCGGCAGCUACUGGUUACUGGGACUGCUUUUCUCGGUUGCUGACACGAGCAAAUCUUUCGCAUGGAUGAGGAGGUACAAGGUACAAGCGACGGAAACGAAGCCGACACUUCAAGAUUUAGUACCAGUGGUGUGGCAGGUGGUGUUCAAUCAAGUCUUUGUUCAGCUACCUGUCAAUGUUCUGUUCUACUGGCUGAAAGACUUGCGUGGCUUUGACCGGAGCCUAAGCCUACCGUCAUUGUCUCGGGCCAUGGUGCACUUCGCCUGCUUCGUCGCGAUCGAAGAGGCCCUGUUCUACUACUCGCACAGGCUCCUGCACCACCGACUGCUGUACCGGCGUUUCCACAAGAAGCACCACGAGUGGACGGCUCCCGUGGCCAUCACCGCCGUGUACUGCACGCCUCUCGAGCACCUGCUUUCCAACGUCCUGCCCGUGGUGGUCGGGCCCGCUCUGCUCGGGUCGCACCUGAGCGUGCACUGGCUGUGGGCCGGGCUCACGGCGCCCUACGGCGUCAUCGUGCACUCCGGAUACCACCUGCCGCUGCUGCCAUCACCACAGAUGCACGACUUCCAUCACUUAACGUUUCGAGGAAACUACGGCAUUCUGGGAAUCCUCGACUGGCUGCACGGCACGGACGGAGCCUUCAGACAGAGCGAAGCCUACCAGAGGCACCGGUUGCUGCUGUCGUUCAGGCCCGUCCACGAGCUGUAUCCGGACACAGGAGGCCGACGCGAUUUACCCACUGAAGGGCGAUCAACGACGCAGUCGCAUGGCUGACACCGAAGCCCAUUUCUUCCUUUCUUUCUGUGAUUGUUGUUUGCCCAUUUACGAUACCAAUGUUGAUCGACUGGGAUCGUCUCGAAGACCCGGCUGGACAAAGUGCGACGCGACAAUUAUGAUGGCCUUGUGAUAACCGU